Molecule: messenger RNA, 1484 nt
Organism: Biomphalaria glabrata
Lineage: Eukaryota; Metazoa; Mollusca; Gastropoda; Planorbidae
Product: glycerol 3-phosphate oxidase-like
Exons: 8
Coding region: 175-1407 (410 amino acids)
Molecular function (GO): oxidoreductase activity
Source: RefSeq, a predicted model, not a curated record
UUAAGUGCAAUGGGAGACAAUUAUAAUCAGCAAAACUUUGACCAUUCAAUUUCAUUAGUUUUGAAUGUGUUAAGAGAGAUCUAGAUCGGAAUAAUAAUACAUAUCGAGAUAUAGACUAUAGGUAUAGACUAGAUCUAAAAUAAAUCUAGAUUCUAGCAGCAGACAAUACCAAACAUGUCAUUAUCUGACAAAAUAUUUGAUGCAGCAAUCAUUGGUGGAGGUGUGGUGGGUUGUGCUGUUGUGUUUGAACUCAGCAGACAAGGCUAUACUUGUAUCCUACUGGAGAGAGCUCAGAACAUUAUGUCAGAAGCCAGUGCAGGAAACAGUGGCAUGUUGCACACAGGUUUUGAUGCUCCACUCCAUAGUCUGGAACAGCAUUGCAUCAAGACAAGCCAGAAGACUGUAUUUGAUAUAAUCAAUAAAUUCAACAUCCCUUACAGGAAAUGUGGUGCCACUCUUGUUGCUUGGACAGAAGAAGAGAAUAAGAAACUACCAGAUUUAAGACAACAGUCUCUUGAAGCUGAUAUUCAUGAUGUCAAUCUGAUGUCCCUCACUGAUCUGCACAAAAGUGAGCCCUACCUGCGCAAAGAGGCUGUAGGUGCAUUAAAUAUUCCAGGAGAAUGUGUCAUAGAUUCCUAUUUACUUGGACUCAGUUACGCUCAUCAAGCAAGAAUGCUUGGAUCAAAGAUUUGCACAAGUUGUGAAGUGUCCGAGAUGAGUCAAGGAACAUUGAUUACAAGUUUGGGACCCAUUCAUUGUAAAGUGACUAUUAAUUGUGCUGGUUUGUAUGGCGAUAUUGUGGAUCAAUUAGCAGGAAUUGAUACAUUUAGAAUAUAUCCACGUAAAGGCCAGUAUUGUGUCUUUGGUAAAAAUGCAAGUCCUUUAUUGAAUUCAAUUAUAUUUCCAGUUCCAACAGAAAAAUCCAAAGGAAUAGCUUUGUUUAACUCAGUCUAUAACAAUGUGAUGAUGGGACCAACUGCUCAAGAUUCUAGUGAGCUGUCCAGGCCUGCAAGUGAUCCUAAAGUUCAUUGGAUGUUAACUCAAAAAGCUCAGUGGCUCAUUCCUGACCUAGCUACAUUUCUGCCAGUUGGCCAUUAUGUUGGUGUAAGACCAGCCACCCAGUUUAAGGAUUAUCAAAUUAGAACUUACCCACACAAGAGAUGGAUAACAGUUGGUGGAAUCAGAUCAACUGGUGUGUCAGGCUCACUAGGCAUUGCUCAGUAUGUGUGUGAAAGACUUCAGUCAGACAUUGGACUAGAACCUGAGCGAGGUGCUACCAACCAUCUUUUGGAUAUGGCAUGGAGUUUUGGAGAGGAUAAAACAUCAGUAACAUUAAAUGGAUAUCAUUAUCCAAUAUUGCACCCUAUGGUUUUGUAUGGACAGGAUAGCAUGACAUCUAAACUUUGAUUUUUCAAUACUUGUCUACUUAUUUUUGUAUUGACUGACAUACAAAUAAAGAAUACAAUAAACCAGAAUGGCCAUUG